AUGAGCAGACUCUCUCUUACAACAGCGGCCCUUGUUGUGUUGUCCAUCGGUAGUGUGCUGGCUUGUCAGCCAGGAGCAGCUGGAUUUCAAGCAAGGAAUCCAAAUAUUCGUAAGUUUAUUUUUUUUUUUUGGAAAUUUUCGCCUUUUGCAGACAGAUUUUCGCUUACAAAUUUUGAUGAUUAUCCAAUAAAAAGCUACUACCUAUGCUUGCAAAAGUUAUGGUUAUUUUGCCAAUUGUCGUCAAAUUGAUUCUUUGGCCCUACAGACUUCUCCGGUUGUUAUUAUACUCCCUUCAUUCUCACUUUCCUCUUUAUUAUUGAUUCCCUUUAUUUCAGGUUGUCUCCAAUGCCAGCCCAUCCACAUUCAGCCCGGAUGUGACCCCAAUUUCCAUGACAGUCAAUUUGCCUGUGCCUUCCCAACCGUCGUAUACAAUGUCGCCCGACCCAAGACUUGUGCUCGAGCUACCAUCUACUGUAAUUCCGUUGACUUCCAGCCCUCCAAUGCCCAGAUUUUGGCCAAAGUCUUUGAUUUAACAACCAAUGAGACUGUUUGGAUUCCAUUCGGUCCCAUUAAAUUGUACCAUACAUAUACUACAAUUGAGUGUGGGGAUGGGGCUGGAUGGAAAGUGGAGACAACUGCGGAUCAAGUGGUUGUUCAGCCGUUAUUCAUUCGCUGUGCCCAUUCUGCGCUUGUCAAGGGAAACGCGAUCGACCAGAAAGUUGUGGAUGUUCUUGAAGGAUCGGGAGAGCAAUAG
Bursaphelenchus xylophilus (pine wood nematode) is the source of this 754-nucleotide messenger RNA. Lineage: Eukaryota; Metazoa; Nematoda; Chromadorea; Rhabditida; Aphelenchoididae. The record is from the annotation of a GenBank genome assembly.